Molecule: messenger RNA, 2058 nt
Organism: Trypanosoma grayi
Lineage: Eukaryota; Euglenozoa; Kinetoplastea; Trypanosomatida; Trypanosomatidae
Product: putative transporter
Exons: 1
Coding region: 1-2058 (685 amino acids)
Biological process (GO): endoplasmic reticulum to cytosol auxin transport
Cellular component (GO): membrane
Source: RefSeq, a predicted model, not a curated record
AUGCUCGGCGUGACAGUACUCGCUGUGACGAAAGUCAUCGUCGCUGUCUGCAUCGGCGCCUUCACCAGCCGCAAGAUCCCAAAUGCCUCCGUGACAGUGCGUGACUUUAGUUUCAUUAUUGCCAACGUCCUUCUGCCAUGUCUGACCUUCUACAACACCGCUGUUUCCGUUAACGCGGAGCUGCUCAUCCACUGUUCCGUUCUCUUGGUGUUCGCGCUGCUGCUGAUUGGACUCGGCCUCCUAUGCGGUUUGUUGGCGUCAAAGGUGCUCUUCCGCGUCCGGCGCACUGGCAUCCCGCACGAACUGCGUAAGUCUCUGCGCUUCACACUCUUGUACAGUGACGCAUCCGGCAUGGAGAGCAGCAGCAGCAGCAGCAGCCGAACACGGCAGUGGCGCAAGUGUGGUGUGGUGUUGCAGCCGGUUGUGUGUGUCGUGGUCAGUGGCGCGCUGGAGCAGCAGCGCGUGGAGGCGUCGGAGGUGCUGCCGCUCAUCGAGCCUCCCGGCGUCGAGUACGAGGAGCAGCCGUUCUACCACUACGCCUCCAUGCUCGCAUGCUCGCUGCAGAACGCCGUUACGCUGCCGCUCUCGCUGCUGCAGGCGCUUGCGGUGUCCCUUCCAUGGAUUGAUCUCCCAACCGGCACGUCGUACAUCUUCAUUUACAGCGUUAUUGUUAGCGCGUACUUUUGGAGUGCCGGGCCGAUGAUUGUGGCCCACGCAAAGAGCGAGACAGACAAGCGCCGCACCAUACGCGAGGUGCUGGAGGUGCACCAGAAGCUGCAGAGCCGCCGCGAUGCUGCCACGCAGACGGAGGUGCACAGAGCGGUUUCACUGGUGACGUCGCCGAACGUCCAAACCGUUCGAAUGCUGCCGCUACCAAGCCAAGCAGCCCCAUCCUUAACAAGAGCAGAAACAACCGGCACCACAACAUCUGGAGAGGCUGCACAUCUAAACGGCACGCCAGCGACACUGAAUAUUGGCGAUGCAGAUGUAGAUGCUGCUGCUGCUGCGCUCGCGCUGCGCAGCACUGGUAAGCAGACGGACUUCCAGCCGAAUCUUGACUAUACUGUCUUCGCCGCAACGUCGGCGUCAUGCGAAACGUUCCCGUACAACUGGCGGGAGCGCGGCCUCGUCCGCGUCAUGUACGAGCGCGAUUUCAAGGAUGCCGCUGCUGCGGAGAAGCAGGACACCAACCGCCUCCUCGACUUUCUGCGGGGGUGCAAGAACGUGAUAGUGCAUCUGCUGCAGACGCUGGCCUUCACGUCGGUGGUGGCGGGCGUCGUGGUGGGCCUCGUGCCGCCGCUGCGGUGGCUCCUCCUCGAGGGGCCGCUGUCGAUGCUGAUGGACUCCAUCGCGCUUAUCGCGCAGGGCUCCGUGCCGGCGUCGCUGCUGCUGCUCGGCUCCAACCUAGUUGGCACCUCCUCGCUGCACGACACGGUCCCGGAGGUGCACUUGCGUGAGGCAGAACAGAACACAGAGCUGCCGCUCAAUGACGAAGGCGUAGACCCCAGCGAGGUGGCCGCGUACAACGCGCAGCACGCGGAGAUUGAGUUCGAUGAGCACGCGUCGUUUACACUGGCGAACCUGCAGCGGGACUACGCGGAGAUGGUGGCGGCCGCCUUCAGCAGGGGUCCGACAGCAACAUCAGCGGAAGCCAUGAGAGAAGGAGGCGCCGAAGCGGUGAGGAAGGUGCCGUCUUCUACAAAUGAAGGGGUGAUGAACUACCUGCACAGUAUCUUCUCGCUCCAUGGCAUUCGCAAAAGUUUCGUGUUUGGCAUUCUUUUCAUCCGUCUGCUGUUCCUCCCCGCUGUGGGGUUCACGCUGGUGCUGACGCUGCGGAGUGUGAUGCCGGUGCUGUUUGGGGGGGACCAGAAGCAAAACGUGUUGGUGCUGGUGCUCCUCGGCGAGCUGGCGGCGCCCACUGCGAUCAACUGUACUCUGCUCUUCAACACGCAACACUACAUGCCAGGCGUGUGGGCGAAGAUGCUGUUCUUCCAGUACAUCGCCUGCACGCUCUCGUUCGUGCUGUGGUGCACAAUAUCCCUCUAUAUUUCCAGCUAA